Molecule: messenger RNA, 1113 nt
Organism: Durusdinium trenchii
Lineage: Eukaryota; Dinophyceae; Suessiales; Symbiodiniaceae
Source: the annotation of a GenBank genome assembly
AUGGACCAGGUGGGCACCUUCUGCGGCUCCGUGGGGGGCGUCUGCGGCUGGUCCUGCGGCGCCACGAUCAGCGCCGCGCGGCUCCCGGGCUGCGGCAGCGACAACCGCAUCGACGUGACGUCCAACAGCGUGGCAGGGCUUCAUACCACGGCGGACUUCCAGGGCACCAUCGACCUGCAGGAGUGCAUGGAGGGUGCCGAUGAAGACGGAGGGUGCAUGACAUCGCCCAAUGCCUUUCAGCACUGGAACUGUCCGCAGUGCAAGUACGACCCCAACCCCGUGGGCAGCGACAUGGACAUCAGCUUGGACGAAGAAGCCAGUCCCACACGCAUUUACACCUCCCUGCCGAGGAUGAAAGUCACCCUCCGAGGCGCCCAGAGUCCCAAAGCCUCGAACCUCUUCAACCAGCCGCGCGUGGUGAUGUUGCGCUCCUCCGUCGCGGAGACGGGCGUGUGGAAGAAACUCUACAUGAAGGACACCGGGAAGUUUGAGCUGCCAGUCUUGGUCGAUGCUCCCACUAAAGACCCGGAUGCCGAGUCCGACGAGGCGCGCAAGCCGGGCGUUGUUGUUUCACGCGCGGAAGCGCGGGCAACAGGACGUGUGGUGCGAGCGGAGGAGGGCUCCACAGUCUUCGACGCCUAUACCAAGCAGGCGAUGAUCCUGCGGCAGCCGAGCCGCUUGGCGAUGCAGCCGGACUGGUGCUUCGGGCCUCGAGGCCCCUUGUACUUGGUGGCCUGUGCAGUGAACAGCACCUUGUACGAGAAUGAAGACUUCAAGAACUUCACCGCAGGGCAACGGGUGGCGCCGCCGCCGUUCAACGACCGCUGCGUGGCGGUCAGCGGACGCUGCGGCAGCGCGUGCAGCGGCGCGGCGCAGCACCUGGACAGGUGCACAGCUGAUGGCUACAUCGAGCAGUCGGCCUUGGUGGGAAAGAUCUUGCCGCUCGGAUUCGCGGUGAAGGUGGCCGUGCUGUGCCCGGGCAUCUUCCGGUCCUAUCCGCACUACCGCAGGCGCGGGGAAGGACCGGAAGUUCAACGCUAUGCUAUGGGGAGUGGGAAGUGGGUGGUGAGUCAUGCUCAGUUUUUUUCGAGUUGGAGGAUUUGGUGCGAGUGA